UGGUACAUAGUUACAUACCGGUAUGUACAAUGUGAUAGAAACCACUUCCACCAACUUACGUAUCUGUACCUAAUGCAAUGUAACUCAUUUUUUUAAUAAGUGAUAAUGACCGAAAAAUAACAAAUGAAGCGAAUUUAUCGCAGCUUUCGUAUUUAUUUACAUUCGUGUACGAGUAUGUUGUAUUUAUUUUAAAUACGUACCAGUGAAAUUUAUAAUUCGAAGAACCAUUUUGGAAUAUUGUGAAGUCACUCACAAUGGAUUCAAGAGAAGCACACAAUUCAGAUGGGCAAUCCGAUUCAUUCUCAGGCAAGUUCCAGUAUCGCGCCAGAUUACCAAGUUUACAAGAGAUGGCAUCUUACCAAAUAGCCAUCGCCGUAUGGUACGGGUACUUUUCCAGCCAACAGCGAUACAAACAUUACAGCGAUAAAUUGACCGAUAAGCUAGAACUAAACGACUGCCAUAAAUUGAUAAAAACUCUAGCGAGACCUCGAUUCAUGGAGGAAGCGUUGAAAAAACACAUGAAACAAAUUCGCAACGAAACAAUCCACUGCGUUACUCAUUUCCGACAUAAAUUAUUCUCCACAUACCUAGUCGAGUAUCAAAUUCCACAACUUGAUCUCAAUCGCAUCGUAUGGUUCCCAGAUGGUCGAAUUAAUUAUAAAAGCACCGCCUUCAAAAUGCUUCGUUCGAGUACAUUGACCCAAGUGCAAAAAUUCGCCAUCAUGAGUCAUUUCUGCCUGGAAAAUGAGAUCAAAACCAUCGACCUGAAUCGCUCACCAAUGAAAUCCUUCGUUGAAAAAGUGCACGGAAAUCACGACCCUUUACUACUCUACUGGAUAUACUACCUGAAAAAAGAGUUACAUAAGAUUCCACCAUUCUUUACUCGUUCAUCAGACUCGGUUAGAAUAAAUUCGAUGUACAGUUACAAGCAUCGCUGGGAAACAUUUGAAUAUUUCUGGGAUCGUCUCAGUGCUGGAGAUCAACUAUCGUUUAUCAGUUCCAGAUUACCUGCGUUAGAAGUAUAUUGCUGGAAACAUAGACCAUUUUACAAGAUGUCUUACGACCAACAAUGCGAUUUAGUGUGUGGUCAGCCAGCUAUUAUGAUAAUAGUUUUUUUUAAAGUAAUGGACAUGCCCGAAUGGGCACUGAAGGCCUGGAAUAUGACUAAAAGUGUCGUAACUAACAAACAGUUCGUCUGGGUGUUAAGUGAACUACUCAACAAAUACGAUAAAAAUCAAAUUACCUAUUUGCAAGAGGAGAAAAUGAGCGUUUUAUUGGAAAUAUGGGAUACAGCGACCGAUGAACAUAAACAUUUCGCAGCAGAACAGCGGGCAUUGGAAGAAACAAUCGCUCAACAAAUACUAUCGCAGAACUCGCUCAGAACUCAUUUCGCACUGGAUGAUUUGGCUUGCUGGAAACAAGUCGCACCGAGUGGUUUCAAAUUCUUACUGAAAUAUUUAUCUUUAAAAAGUGCAGAAUUCAGAAAAGAUGCCAUUCUCAAUAGAUGCGACUGUAAAUUCAUCAUCAAUUUUGAUUUCGACGUGGUCGGUGAAAUAUUCGAUCUAUGUUUGCCAAAUUUACAAGACAAGGUGGAAUUUAAAACUCAACGAGGUAGAUCGAUCCUCGGGUAUUAUUUUUGUAAAAUCUUAUACUCCAAAGAAGAUCACGAUGAACUAAAUAGAAGAUUAUUGCGUUCCUUUCAAAACUUGAACAUCGGUUCAAAUUAUGUAAACGAGUUCAUCCAAUCGUCCAUUACUAAUAACGUUGUAAAAGAAGACGAGGUACAAACUCAUCAUCACAAUACGUACGAGUGGUUAAAACUCAGCAAAUUCAUCAACAAAAUCCUGCAAGAAAACAUCUCAACAGUUUUAGAAAUGAAACGAUCGUAUAUUUCUUCAUUUGAUAACCACUGUGAUCCUUAUGAACGAUAUGGUAGUUUGGAUGAAUUGAGCCAACUGAUAGAGCAAGAAUACGUACACGAAAAUUUGAAAUAUCUAAAGCUCAAAUUAAUCGAAAAGCUCCGACAAUCGAAAGCUGAGCAAUGGGUUUGGUUAAUACUCCGUUAUGAAAAAUUCUCUGCUGUUUUUUCUUGGGGCUUUGAAAACAAUGAAGAAAUGGUUCUCCAGCUUAAACAAGCUGUGCCAAUUGACGAUAUCAUUAUCAAGGUUUUAAAAACAAUUGCUCGCCAAAGUAAUUCAAUUUAUCAUCCUACUCCACCGUACAAUAACUUGGAGAAAUUUCUAGAAUGGUACUUCUCAGACGUGGCAGAGGAAGUGGCGUCUUUUAAAUUAGGUAUCAUGAAUAAUCCUGAGGCCGCUAAAAUAUUAGAAUCCAUAGAGAAAGACGACCAACAAGUUUAUGGAGAACUUUUGCAGUGGAUUGGCAACCCUAAUUUUCUUCAUUCUGAAAAAAAUCGCCGCGAUAGUAAAUCUUCCAUCAUGAAUAUGUUUCAAAAUAUUCAACACUUCUACUUGGACAAAUAGGAAAAAGAAUCUCUGCUUAGUGUGUAUCCAUCAAGACUGAUAUGAUGUAAAAAAUGUUGAAAAACUAUAAAUAUAACGUUUGGAGAAAAAAAUUACAUCACUGUUGAAGAAAUCACAAGUUUUUUAUUUUUAUUUUUUUUUAUUCGUAAUUGUUUAAACAAGUAUUUUUAUUCGUUCGUUAGUUUUUUAUAAUUAUUUUUAUUUUGUAAAUAAAUGUUGUUUAAUAUUUCGUAAA
Molecule: messenger RNA, 2718 nt
Organism: Planococcus citri (citrus mealybug)
Lineage: Eukaryota; Metazoa; Arthropoda; Insecta; Hemiptera; Pseudococcidae
Exons: 2
Coding region: 255-2483 (742 amino acids)
Source: RefSeq, a predicted model, not a curated record